AUGCUUGAUGAAGCCUUACCCGUGAGAACAGUUCGCGCACACUGUACAGACAAACAGUGGAUGACCCCCAAUAUUAAAGCGUUGAUAAAAGCAAGACAGAGAGCAUUUACGAAAGGAGAGACACCGAAGUAUAAAAGUUUACAUGCAAAAGUUAUCAAGCUGAUAUCUAACGCUAAAGGUACGUACUACAUAUGGAAUAAUUACAAUAUACUGAUGAAUAAUUAUUAAAUUCAUACGAUUGAUAAUAUACGACGAAUUAUCUUUAUUACCAUUAACUUGGCCGCCGUCGUCGAGUUGCCCGUCCUACUCCUAUAACUAAUAGGUGGAAUUUUUCGCACGGAGCGGAAUUUCUCUUUGUCUUUUUUAUAAAUUAGUUCCACCCGAGAAAUCACGUGACAAAGAGAAAUUUGGCUGCGCGUGGAAAAUUCCGCCUGGUGGAAAAUGGCUAAAAUCCUAAGGGGCGAUAUUAUGUAUGUGUCUGUAACGUUCUGACUGCCUUUCAACCUGUAUUAUACUGUCCAUUGUCCAUAUCUUGUCCAAAGUCAUGCCUAGUUGCUCCUUGCAAUUUUACAAUUUAAACAUUGUAAAUAUACACUAUUAAUUUAUAUAUUCAAAUUCUGCUUGUAAGUUUAAUCACUUUGUCUGAAGUGUCACACGAUUUUUGUACAUUUCUCACGGUCUCACAACAUGACUCAGUUUUCUCACGAUUUUAAUUCUUUAUUUCAUUUCUUGCAAUUUACUUUGUCACCUCUACUUUAGUUUGAUACUAAGAUUUUAUUCAGACAGAAAUUACUUGUUUAUAAUUCUUAAAUUCCAGGAGCAAAGUUCGAGAUUUUAUCAGAGCAUUUUUAA
Molecule: messenger RNA, 852 nt
Organism: Paramuricea clavata
Lineage: Eukaryota; Metazoa; Cnidaria; Anthozoa; Malacalcyonacea; Plexauridae
Source: the annotation of a GenBank genome assembly